ACUAGCGCUGUCAAACAAAUACAGUCGGUCAUCUGUCAAAAAUAACCAAAAAUAAAAUUGUAAUCUUUUGUGAUUAUUUAUUCGCUUUGCUCUCAAAAACUGUUUUGAAAACGAAAUGGCGUCUACAAGCGCAGAUUCUCAAUCCAAUAUAGCCCAAAAGACUUGGGUCAUGUCCAAUAACAUAGAGACUGUUUCCAGUGUUGACGAAAUUUAUCGUUACGAUAAAAAGCAACAACAAGACAUCCUAGCGGCAAAACCAUGGGAAAAAGAUCCACACUUCUUCAAAGAUAUCAAAAUCUCUGCUCUAGCUUUGUUGAAGAUGGUGAUGCAUGCACGGUCUGGUGGCACUCUAGAAGUUAUGGGAUUGUUACUUGGGAAAGUGGAUGCCAAUACCAUGAUAGUGAUGGAUUCAUUUGCCUUGCCCGUUGAAGGGACAGAAACUAGAGUGAAUGCUCAAGCUCAGGCGUACGAGUACAUGACCGCUUAUAUUGAAGCUGCAAAACAGGUAGGCAGACAUGAGAAUGCUAUUGGAUGGUACCACAGUCACCCUGGCUACGGCUGCUGGCUCUCAGGCAUUGACGUCUCCACACAGAUGCUGAAUCAGAACUUCCAGGAACCAUUUGUAGCGAUCGUUAUUGACCCCGUCAGAACUAUCUCGGCUGGAAAAGUAUGCCUUGGCGCUUUCAGGACUUAUCCCAAGGGAUAUAAACCAGCAAAUGAAGAGCCCUCAGAGUACCAAACAAUCCCAUUGAACAAAAUCGAGGACUUUGGUGUGCAUUGCAAGCAAUAUUACUCGUUAGAAGUAUCAUACUUCAAGUCUUCACUGGACCGUAGACUGCUAGAUUCACUGUGGAACAAGUAUUGGGUAAACACACUGAGCAGCUCCAGUCUGAUCACAAAUGCUGACUAUACGACUGGACAGAUAUUUGAUCUGUCUGAUAAACUGGAACAGAGUGAGGUUUCAUUAGGUCGUGGAGGCUUCAUAGUAGCUGGAUCAGAUCCUCACGAGAAACGCACAGAAGAUAAGCUUGGGAAGGCCACAAAGGAUGCUUGCAAGACGACCAUAGAAGUGAUCCAUGGACUGAUGGCCCAGAUGAUAAAAGACAGGCUUUUCAACAGUGUAAGUGGCCGGCCCUCGCCUGCCACCCCUAUGAUUGAGUGAAUUUCAGCAUAAAAUUCCAGUCAGUAUCAAAAGUUGUAACUUAUAGCCAGUGGAGAUAAUUCCAAGGACUAUAAUAAAUGUAACAGUUUUCCUGUGUUUUUUUCUAAUUGUGAUAUGGCACUUCUUUUGAUGCUGACUGUAUACAUAAACUUAAUGUAAUGCAAUUAAUACUUGUGAACAAUUCCGCAGUAUAUUUACUCUUUUUAAGUAAACAUGUCCAGUAAA
Ostrinia nubilalis (European corn borer) is the source of this 1387-nucleotide messenger RNA. It is a transcript of the gene CSN5, whose product is annotated as COP9 signalosome complex subunit 5. Gene Ontology annotation, cellular component: COP9 signalosome; cytoplasm. The record is from RefSeq and is a predicted model, not a curated record. Bases 116 to 1162 code for a protein of 348 amino acids. Gene Ontology annotation, molecular function: metallopeptidase activity; deNEDDylase activity; protein binding. NCBI's taxonomy places the organism in Eukaryota, Metazoa, Arthropoda, Insecta, Lepidoptera, Crambidae. The transcript is spliced from 6 exons. Gene Ontology annotation, biological process: protein deneddylation.